AUGUAUUAUUCAUUGCGUAAUAGUCUAAAUAACUUGUCGCGCGCGCGUUUGACCUCAAAAGUGUUCUCAAUACCCUCAAAAACUUGUCGUUUUCAACGCGUGCGUGGUGGUUAUUCCUAUACUAAACGCGAGAAUUGCAACACACCUUCAUCGAAAGAAAGGCAAUUUACGUGUCAAAAAGAGACUGUUUUUCGCUCUUUUAGCUUAUCAAGACUAAAUUAUCUUUUACAAGAAUCUACUAUCCCGAACCAAUUAAUUUCCCGGAAUGACUCGACAAUUUCCAGUUCGAUAACUUACACUAGGCCUAUUGUCGGCUACUGGUUACUUGGAACUGCAGCACUAGUAUUUGGAAUUGUCAUAUUGGGUGGCUUGACCAGGUUAACUGAAAGUGGGUUAUCUAUUGUAGAAUGGAAGCCUAUAACUGGCGUACUAUUACCGAUAACAGAGCAGCAAUGGGAAGAAGAAUUCGAGAGAUACAAACAAUUUCCGGAAUACAAAAAACUCAACACUGAAAUGUCAUUGCAUGAUUUCAAAUUUAUUUAUUUAAUGGAGUGGGCACAUCGUAUGUGGGGACGCGCUAUCGGCGUGUCUUUUAUUUUACCAGCUGUUUAUUUUGGUGCUCGAGGCUACAUGACGAGAUCAGCUUCGUAUAAAGUAAUUGGACUUGCUGGACUUCUCGGAUUUCAAGGCUUCUUAGGUUGGUAUAUGGUAAAAUCGGGACUAUCUGAAGAAUUAAUGGACAAUCCAGGAGCGGUGCCACGUGUCAGUCAUUAUAGGCUGGUUGCACAUCUGGGUAGUGCUUUUUUAUUGUAUAUUGGGAUGUUAUUGACUGGACUACAGAUCCUGCGAGAUGCAAAGAUUGCUAAAGGGACUUUUCCUGUGUCAAUUUCCAAAGCUCUGCUAAAUCCAGCAAUUAAUGUGUUUCGUCGUUCUGCCAUUGGUACUGCAACAUUGAUAUUUCUAACUUCACUAUCAGGUGCCCUUGUUGCCGGACUGGAUGCUGGCUUAAUAUACAACGAAUUCCCUUACAUGGGAAAAAAUAUAGUACCGCCACACAACGAACUAUUUUCGAAAGUCUAUACCCGCCCAGGUGAUGUUUUUGCAUGGAGAAAUUUUUUCGAUAAUCCUACAACUGUACAGUUCGAUCAUCGUGUUAUGGCAAUGACUACAUUAGGAGUAGUUAUUGCUUUGUGGAUUUAUUCGCGUCGUGUACCAAUCACAAUGAAUGCUCGUCGUGCUAGUAAUAUUCUACUAGGUGUUGCUGGGAUGCAAGCCACAUUGGGUAUUAGCACUUUAAUAUAUAUGGUCCCGAUUCCUUUGGCUUCUGCACAUCAGGCGGGUAGUUUGACCUUGUUAACUAGUGCAUUGUGGUUGGUACAUCUAAUGCGAAGAAUUCCACCAUUGAUUGUAAAAUCGAGCGUUUUGAAAAAGUUAUGA
Ambispora gerdemannii is the source of this 1437-nucleotide messenger RNA. NCBI's taxonomy places the organism in Eukaryota, Fungi, Glomeromycota, Glomeromycetes, Archaeosporales, Ambisporaceae. The record is from the annotation of a GenBank genome assembly.